Vitrella brassicaformis is the source of this 1731-nucleotide messenger RNA. NCBI's taxonomy places the organism in Eukaryota, Vitrellaceae. The record is from the annotation of a GenBank genome assembly.
UUUCGGUCGCAUUUGGCUUCCUUGGCGCCGUCAGGUAGCGGUGCGUUUCGGCAGUGACGCACUUUGCAGGAAUCGUCACACAGCCUCCCUCUCUGACCUGAUGAUAGUGAGAGAGGGAGGCCAACAGUGGGCAUACCAACACACACCUCAAUGCCUUUCUUCUCCUGUCUGUGCAUCUCAAUGCAGGCGUGAUUGAUGGCCGGUGUUGAUGCCCUCGACUGCGAGGUCUGUUAUGCUCAGUUUGAUGCCGUGGGCGACAAGACGCCCAUGGUGCUGGGCAGAUGUGGUGCGCGCAGAGGAAUCGGUGGAUGGAUGGAUGGAUGAAUAGAUGGAACGCACUUCCUCUCUGAUUGAUGCAUGUGGUGCGGUGCAGGGCACACGUUCUGUUGUCAGUGUGUGAGGACCAUUCAGCAGCGCCAGCCAGAUCGAAGCGCACGGUGCCCCACGUGCCAGUAGGUGCGCAGCGGUGCCAUGCAUCGUUGUGGUCACAUGUAUCGCGAUACAUGUCGUGGUGCUCGUCGCGUUAUGUCAUGCAGGGUGAUCACCACGGCCGCUAACGUCACCAAGAACUAUUCCCUCACCAAGCUGCUGGACUCUCUGCAGAAGGAGCAAGCUGCCAAACGGAUCGACGAGUAAGAGCGAGAUGGACCGACUUGGCGGCGUGGCCAUUCAUUGCUUCUGCUCUGCUUGUGUGCAGCCUGCGGGGCCGGGUGGGUGACCUGAGGGUCGGCAAGGCAACACUGCUGCCGUCGCUGUUCACGCCACUGGUGCGCACACACGACACGCUGUCACACCUACACAUGGGUCGGUCUCUGGUGUGCAGGUGCGUGUGCCUGCGGGUAGUUCGCUCAGCGUGUGGGAAUACUACGACCUGCUGGGCGUCAUAGGCGGCAACACGCAGGUCACGCGAUUGCUGUACAGGUAUGCACACACACACACAACACAACAGUGCAUUCCAAGCCCAAGCAGCACUCUCUCUUUCUCUGUGGAUUAGAGCGUCUGUUCACGGCACCACGUACGACGACUUGCUGCGGUGUCUGGGCGACAAGACCGGCCUGGCGUUCAUCAUCCGCAAGCCACCCUACAAGUUCGGCGCCUUCAUCAGUGGCGGCAUCCAGCUGCCAGACGGACCGACCGACCGCCACAACUACGACUGUGACGUUUGGUAUUUCUCCCUGGCCGGGCACUUCGACAAGCCGAUGAAGAUAGACAUCCCACGAGGCUCCCAGUUCGUUCAGGUGGCGGGGAGGGAGGCGAGUACGCCUGGGGGUGCACGUGUGUGGGUCGGUGGGCAGUUGCAUUUGGGCCUCGGUGAUAGCAUUGGCUGUGGCCCGCCGGCGGCCGACAUCCGCUGCGGGCAACUCUUCAUGGUCGGUUGGCUGCCUGCGGGCUACACGGGGGAGAGGAAGGCCUGGGCCCCCGGCCGGGGAGCCCCACAGGCAGCUCUGCUAGGUGGGAGAUAUUUCUUCCAUGCCGAUGAGGUAGAGGUGCUGCAGGUGGGUGGGGCGUGAGUGGGUGAGUGGGUGACAAAGGGGAUGUGUCUAUAUAUCUGAGGUGCCUGUCAUCUAUGUGAGUGUUCUGUUUUCUCUAUCUAUGUCUCCCAUGGACACCAUGUACAUACCUCAUGGACACACGCCACUGACUUUUGGUGCAAGUGGUGGUCUGACGAUUUGACCAUGGACUCGCCGUCAGUUCCCACACUGACAAACCAGUCAAACACGAAUGCACGGC